AUGCGAAAGGAACCACCUGCUGCCAUUUCUACCGAGAUACCCUCUGAAAGCACAUGCUUAUUACCUGUGGACAGCAACAACACAACAUUGGAGCUAAGGGAAUCAACAAACAACCGAGGCAUGGCAGUUACUGUGUACCGCAAAUGCAUCGCCUCCAAGCUCUUCAGUCUCUUGCCUUCGCUUGCUCUGGGAUCAGCCAUUUGGUUUGGAGUGACUCCAUCAGACGAACUCACACUGACAUCCAUUCGGUUGCUUGCUGUGUUUACAAGCUGUAUUUUUGCACUCAUCACUACGUCAGUUGAUAUAUCAGUGCUGGUGUUGACCGCCCUGACACUGCUGUCCAGCACGCAUUCAUUUGUAUGUGAAGAUCAUGUUACAGGCAUGAGCACGGAAUGCCGUCUCUGCGGAGAGAUCAAUCCCAUUACAGAGGUGCCUUUUGAAUGCAACGGUGGCAAAGAGGCCUUUCACCAUUCGUUAGAGGGGUUCUCUAGCUCUGUUGUAUGGUUGAUUUUUGCUGCUUUCCAUCUGGGAAAAGCUGUUGAAGUGACACAGCUUGGAAAGAGGAUAUCCUUAUUCAUGAUCCGCUCAUUCGGCAAGCAUGUCAUAGGUCUAGCAUAUGCCAUUUUGCUAUCAGAGUUAUUACUGGCUCCGGUUGUGCCUAGCAAUACAGCGAGAGGUGGUGGUAUAGUAUUACCCGUAGUACAUUCCAUUGCCACCACUUUAGGUUCAACACCAUCUCAGAACCCCAAGGUAGGUGGAUUUCUGAUGCUGGUUGGAGCCCACGCCAAUUUAUUGUCUGCCUCCAUGUAUUUGACAGGCAUGGCUCCCAAUCCCAUCGUCUUGGUCAAAGCAAAUACACUCUACCCUGAUUUGCAGUUUAAUUUCAUGACCUGGAUUGCAGGAAGCUCUGUUCCUGCAUUAGUCUGUGCUGCUAUUUUGCCCCUCCUGUUGGCCUGGUCAUGUGGUAUUUUUAAAUCAAAGGGGGAAUCUGCUCGUGUGGAAGAAGGUCAGCAACUGAAGGCGGAUGGAGAAGACAUUGUUCAGCACGCUUCUAAAGAAUUGCAUGCCAUGGGCUCCAUGUCAAGCAAAGAACUACAACUCUGCUUUGUUCUCUUUGCGUGUCUUGUGAUGUGGGUAACAUCCGGCUACACUAAAAUAGACUCAACCUUGGUUGCUUUAAUCGGCAUUGUAGCCUUGCUACAUAUGGGCACCAUUCAUUGGAAAGAUGUGGCCAACAAUACCAAUGCCUGGGAAACAUUGUUUUGGCUAGGUGGGUUUGUUACCAUUGCCACUCAACUCUCUGAAGCAGGCGCAUCUGGCUAUAUUGGUCAUAAAGUAUCUUUGGCUAUCACACAUCUCAGAUUGCCUGCAGUGCCGGCCUUGGCUAUCGCUUAUUUUCUGACUACAUUCAUGUUCUCCUCUCUGAGCGCUCAUACUGUGGCAUUUGUAGCUACUUUUUUGGAUGCGGGACAUUCAUUAGGCGCCAACCCAAUGAUACUGACUUGCUUGCUUGCUUAUUUUGGUGCUCUUGGUGGUUGUAUGACAAACUUUUCUACGGGAAGCUUGGCCAUGUAUUAUGCUCCAGGUUAUGUCUCUCGUUCAAAAUGGUUCACCAUUGGAGGCCAAAUAGCGCUAUUCUACCUUGUCAUCUACUUUACUGUGGGCAUGGGAUGGUGGAAAAUUCUCGGCUGGUGUUGA
Molecule: messenger RNA, 1698 nt
Organism: Mucor velutinosus
Lineage: Eukaryota; Fungi; Mucoromycota; Mucoromycetes; Mucorales; Mucoraceae
Exons: 8
Coding region: 1-1698 (565 amino acids)
Biological process (GO): transmembrane transport
Cellular component (GO): plasma membrane
Molecular function (GO): transmembrane transporter activity
Source: RefSeq, a predicted model, not a curated record